Guillardia theta CCMP2712 is the source of this 858-nucleotide messenger RNA. RefSeq lists its product as hypothetical. Lineage: Eukaryota; Cryptophyceae; Pyrenomonadales; Geminigeraceae. Bases 1 to 858 code for a protein of 285 amino acids. The transcript is spliced from 4 exons. The record is from RefSeq and is a predicted model, not a curated record.
AUGUCGUUUCUUUGUUGUACAUGUGUGGAUCAGAGCCAGCGCGGCAUUCUUCAGACUUGCGGUAAGUUCACAGAGAUUCUGAAUCCAGGCUUCAGCUUUGUGUACUGGCCCUUUCAGACUGUCGACUUUGUCAGCAUCAAGGUGACUCAGAUCAAUGUAAACACCCACACCAAGACCAAAGAUAACGUGACGGUGACGGUCACAUGUGCGAUACAGUACUCAGUCACUCCACAAGAAUGUGACGAUUACUAUUUCAAGCUUCACAAUCCUCAUAUGCAGAUCUCAGCCUAUGUAGAUGAUUGCAUUCGCUCACAAAUCCCCACUAUGACCCUCGACGAAUCUUUCGAAUCCAAAGAAUCCAUGGCGGAUGCCGUCAAGUCCCAGGUGGCGCAUUCCAUGGAGCCCUACGGCAUCGAGGUACAUCAGGCCUUGAUCACCAACAUGCAGCCGGACGCUACAGUGAUGGCCGCCAUGAACAAGAUCAAUGCAGCCCGUCGGCAACGCGAGGCGGCGAUAGAGAAGGCGGAAGCAGACAAGAUCCUGCAGGUGCGAGCAGCUGAGGCUGAGGCUGAAGCGAAGCACCUGUCGGGCAAGGGCACAGCCAUGAUGCGGCAUGCCAUAACCAACGGCUUCAAGAGCAGCAUCGAGUCGAUGCAAGAGUCUUGCGGUCUACAGCCCUCAGAGGUCGUGCACAUGAUGCUGGUGACGCAGUACAUGGACGUGCUGAAAGACUUUGCGCAGUCAGGCCGAGCGACUAUGGUUGUGCCACACGGGCCUUCCGCUCUCUCCGAUGUCGAGCAGCAAGUGCGAGGAGGUUUCCAGCAAUCUCUUCCCAUGACUUCGAACAGCAUGAUCUAG